ACGCUUUUAGUUUUAUUUCCGUGGUUUUGAGAAGAAACUAGUGUUCUUAAACAGUAAUAAACUUUCACUAUUUGGUUACAAAAAAUCAGGGUUCUAUUUAGUUUUAUCAUAUUCUGUUUGGUUACCCACUUUUAUUAUAAUCUUGGCAUUCUUUUUAGUUUGUCCAAGAAACAUUGUCGGCUUAGAUGGAGAAGCAUUUGUUGUGUAACCUCACAAAUAAUACAGCUUGCUUUUGCUACCAUUUUCAAAUCAUUCUUAUGUGUUCAAUCUGUGGAAAAGUUUGUUGGUUUUCUUGCUUUUGAUUGUAACUUAAGGUUGUUGGAAUUUGGAAAUAUGUGAUAGGACUGAAGCAUUUUGGGCUCUAACCCUAGUAGAAGACUAAUCAGUUGCUAAAUGGAGCAGUACGAAAUACUAGAGCAAAUUGGGAAGGGGGCUUUUGGCUCUGCCGUUCUUGUGAGGCAUAAGCAUGAAAAAAGAAGGUAUGUGUUGAAAAAGAUUCGUCUUGCCCACCAAACUGAUAAGACCCGUAGAUGUGCACACCAGGAGAUGGAGCUUAUUGCCAAAAUGAGGAAUCCGUUUAUUGUGGAGUAUAAAGAUUCUUGGGUAGAGAAGGGCUGCUAUGUAUGCAUCAUUAUUGGUUAUUGUGAACAAGGAGACAUGGCAGAAGCUAUAAAGAAAGCAAAUGGUGUUCUUUUUUCAGAAGAGAAGCUGUGUAAAUGGCUUGUUCAAUUGCUUAUGGCUCUUGACUACUUACAUGUGAAUCAUAUUCUUCAUCGAGAUGUUAAGUGCUCAAAUAUAUUCUUGGCAAAAGAUCAAGACAUACACCUUGGUGAUUUUGGACUUGCUAAGAUGUUGACAUCAGAUGAUCUUGCAUCCUCCGUUGUAGGAACUCCAAGUUAUAUGUGCCCUGAGCUUCUUGCUGUCAUACCUUAUGGCUCUAAGUCAGACAUUUGGUCCAUGGGAUGUUGUAUAUAUGAAAUGACUUCUCCUAUGCCUGCAUUUAAAGCAUUUGACAUGCAAGCGCUGAUCAACAAAAUAAAUAAGUCUAUUGUUGUAAUGACCCACAUUCUCGUCUCAGUCACGUUCAUUGUCCGAGAUCGCAAGACCACAAAAUUCCAGACUUUGACACAGUGUAACAGGACAAUGGCUGAAUAUGAUCGUGCUUUCACUGAGUUGGCAAGGUAUGCACCUCACAUGGGGCGGAAUGGGGUCGUGAAAAUUGUGGCACCACUUCCAACCAAAUACUCUAGUGCAUUUCGGGCCCUCAUCAAAAGCAUGCUGCAGAAAAACCCAGAACCUCGGCCGAGUAAAAAGCUGAAAAUAAUAUUUGGUAGAUUGCAAUGCAAAAAUGAGAUUGUACUGCAAAUAGAGAAUCAUGACUUUGUUUGUAACCAUCAUGGUAACUGUAAGGAUAGUAGUCAUAAGUCCUUGAUGGUUGCUGUGGUUCUAGAUAUGAUGGGUAUGUCAAUAGUGAAGUGCCUGUGGUCGUAUGGGAUAGAGUGGUAA
Molecule: messenger RNA, 1506 nt
Organism: Camellia sinensis
Lineage: Eukaryota; Viridiplantae; Streptophyta; Magnoliopsida; Ericales; Theaceae
Source: RefSeq, a predicted model, not a curated record